Messenger RNA from Dissoconium aciculare CBS 342.82, 1923 nucleotides. RefSeq lists its product as uncharacterized. Lineage: Eukaryota; Fungi; Ascomycota; Dothideomycetes; Mycosphaerellales; Dissoconiaceae. The record is from RefSeq and is a predicted model, not a curated record. The coding region runs from base 412 to 1659 and encodes 415 amino acids. The transcript is spliced from 3 exons.
GAACUCCGAGGUUCUCGGCAGCGAGCUAAAACUCAUGGACAACGUCUCUCACACCCUCUUUUUCCCCCCCAAAGCAUUUGCCAGUCUGAGUUGUUGCGCAGUAGUACGUACCGUUGGCCAUCUCAUCUGGUCAUGAAGCCUGCAUCAAAACCUUCUCAUGGUGGGUAUACGGCGGAAUGUGUGCAUCAUCGUCAAGGAUGACCGGGAUGGCGUCGAUGAAUGCUGAAUUUGCGGUGGAGACGAUCAGACCAGCGCAUAGUCCAGCACCUCAACGAGGUUGUUGGCCAUGUGCUGUUUCCCGCUUGCAAAGGUAUAUAGUCAACGGGCCCUGCUCGAGCGUGCGGUGACUUCCCUCGUCCCUGCAAACCAUCUCACAACCUCAAAUUCCUCGUCCAUCCUCCACGAGUAAUCAUGGUUCGCACCUCCAUCGCCGCCCUUGUGGGCUCUGUCGCCGCUGUCCUCGCAGCCAACCAGCCCCCGGCUGUUCCUGAGAAUGCCCAGAUCGGCAAGCUCGCCUUCCCGGUCACCUGCAACCUUCUCGGCUUCCUCCCGCAGACCUUCAAGACCGUCUUCACUGCCACUGCCCCCGUCUUCGGUGGCUCCGGCCAGCAGAUCUACUACACCGAUGUCGUCGGCAACAUCGAGAUCCCCUCGUACAUUGUCAACCUUGCACCUCUCGUCGGUGCUACUCAGGCCCAGGCCAACGUCACUGUCAACCUCCGCUUGACCAACGCCUCCCCAUCCACCCUCCAGAUCUACAAGGCCACCAUCAACAACGUCCGUUUCCCUGCCGGCGGCGCCGCCAACAUCCGCAUCCCUCAGGGCAGCGGUACUCUCCCCAACCUCGGACCCGUCACUCUCGGUGCUGCCAACGUCGCUCACCGCAUCCUCCUCGGCCAGGUCACCGUCUUCAUCGCUCUGCAGAACGAUGCCGGCAAGACCGUCUUCGGCCCCCUCGCCGUGACCUGCGGUCAACAAGACGUUGACUUCAUCAUCGGUUCGGUCAACGUUGACAACUCCAAGGGCGCUGCCCUCGCUCCUCGCAAUGGAUUCGUCGCUGACCUGCCCGCCACCCCUAACCUCUUCCAAUCCGGUGCCUUCCGUUUCCCGUACAGCUGCGACUUCGGUGCCGUCGGCAAGUACCCUCUCGACCUGGAGAUCGUCGGAACCAUCCCCUCCUACUUCAAGCCUGGCCAGCAAUUCAACCUGGCCAACGCCCAGUCCUUCCUCCGCAUCCCCACCAACCUCACCACCCUCGCCAAGAACGCCUUCCCGCAGGCCACCACCUUCCACACCUCCGUCUCUGAGUUUGAGAUUCUUUUCACCGGCGCCAGCCCGGCCAACAUUAACGUUGCUUCCACCAACACCAUCGUGUCUGACGCUGCCAUCCCCGCCAAUGGCCAGCAGCUCAUUGUUACGAUCCCGGAGAACGGCUCUCUCACCGUCGGUCCCGUCACCGCCGGCUCGUCUGGCACCACCGGUAUUUCCGUCGGUCAGGCCAAGGCCUCCAUCGACGUCCGCGACGCCUCGGGUGCCACCCUCCUCACCCUGGCUGCCACUUGCAACGUCCCCGCUCCCCUCGAGCUCAUUGGUGUGACCAUUUCUUCCAAGACCCCAGGCAACUACUCGCUCGGUGUCAACAACACUCCCUCUUCUUAGAGGGACUGUGGCUGAUCCGGUGAUGACUGUUUGUUAUUUGGAGCAGCAUUACGUCCGGCUUUCUUCGAGAAGUGCAGAUCUGUUCGCAUCGACAUCUGAACGGGAAAAUGAUCGAGGAAGAAAUGUGGAAAUAGAUGAAAAAGCAAAUGUACAUGAUAUUCACGUUAAAUGAAGACAAGAAUGCAUGAGCUUCAUGAUGGCGCGGUCCCAGUUCUGGAGUAUUGCUCGUCGCCGAAUUUUGUUCGGAGUGAUCACGAUGUCCCU